GCGACGAGGGGCCGCCUGGUCGCGAAGGUAGAGGCAAGUGUUUCCACUGACUGAAGCUGACAGCUCCGCGGCUCCAAGAGUGACAUUCUACCCACAUUGCCCGGGUCUAAGAUGUCGGUGCCGCUCGCAACAAUGUCUUUACCUUAGCUGAGUCUCGUCGGGGGAAAUUUUUUUAUUUUUUAUUUUUUUGCCGAACUGCAGGACGCACGCAGUUUGUGACGAUGCCAUCCCCGAUGGAGGGCUCGUCCAGGGGCGAGGGGGACCUCUUCACGGUGGUCAAACACGAGCUGACGAACGCUAACCUGACGGGCCACGUGGAGCGUGUGGGGAUUGAGAACUUUGAGCUCCUGAAGGUGCUGGGAACUGGAGCGUACGGCAAGGUGUUCCUCGUGAGGAAAGUGAGCGGCCACGACGCCGGCAAGCUGUACGCCAUGAAGGUCCUGAAGAAGGCCACCAUCGUGCAGAAGGCCAAGACCGCCGAGCACACGCGGUCCGAGCGGCAGGUGCUGGAGCACAUCCGCCAGUCCCCGUUCCUCGUCACGCUCCACUACGCCUUCCAGACCGACACCAAGCUGCACCUCAUCCUCGACUACGUCAAUGGCGGCGAGCUCUUCACCCACCUGGUGCAGAGGGUGCGCUUCAAGGAGCAGGAAGUGGCGCUGUACAGCGGCGAGAUCGUGCUGGCGCUGGAGCAUCUAAACAAGCUCGGUAUCGUGUACCGGGACUUGAAACUGGAGAACAUUUUGCUGGAUUCAAGCGGUCACAUAGUCCUCACAGACUUUGGCCUCAGUAAGGAGUUCGACCAGAAACAAGUGGAACGAGCCUUCUCCGUGUGCGGGACUAUCGAGUACAUGGCGCCGGAAAUUGUGGAAGGAGAGUCCGGCCAUGACAAGGCGGUGGACUGGUGGAGUCUGGGAGUCUUGAUGUACGAGCUCCUGACAGGCGGAUCACCCUUUACCGUGGACGGAGACGAGAACUCCCCCACGGACAUCGCCAGGAGGAUCCUGAAAAAAGACCCUCCCUUCCCCAAAGACAUGUCGCCACUGGCCAAAGACAUCAUCCAGCGACUCCUCACCAAAGACCCAAAGAAGAGAUUGGGAUCCGGUCCAAACGGGGUAGAGAACGUCAAGAAGCAUCCGUUUUACCAGAAAAUCAACUGGGAGGACCUGGCAGCCAAGAAGGUGCCGGCUCCGUUCAAGCCGGUGAUCCGGGACGAACUGGACGUCAGCAACUUUGCGGAAGAGUUCACGGAGAUGGACCCCACCUACUCCCCCGCCGCCCUGCCUCAGAACUGUGAUCGCAUCUUCCAGGGUUACUCCUUCAUGGCCCCCUCCAUCCUGUUCAAGAGGAACGUGGUGAUGGACGACCCGGUCCAGCUUUGCGGCGGCUCCGAGCGUCCGGGCUCGGCUGCUGUCGCCCGCAGCGCCAUGAUGAAGGACUCUCCUUUCUAUGUCGGCUACGAGAUGGACCUGAAGGACAGCGCUCUCGGCGAGGGAAGCUUCUCCAUCUGCAGGCGCUGCACGCACAAGAAGACCGGGCAGAAAUACGCCGUGAAAAUAGUCAGCAAACGGAUGGAGGCGCAGACUCAGCGGGAAAUAGCGGCCCUGAAGCUCUGCGACGGUCACCCCAACAUCGUCAAGCUGCACGAAAUAUACCACGACCAGCUCCACACGUUCCUGGUUCUGGAGCUGCUGGGCGGAGGGGAGCUGCUGGAGCGUAUCCGCAGGAAGCGACACUUCAGCGAGACGGAGGCCAGCCGCAUCAUGCGCAAGUUGGUGUCGGCGGUCAGCCACAUGCACGACGUUGGCGUGGUGCACCGGGAUCUGAAACCUGAGAACCUGCUCUUCACCGACGAGGGCGAGAGCUCGGAGAUCAAAAUCAUAGACUUCGGCUUCGCCCGCCUCAAGCCGCCGGACAAUCAGCUCCUGAAGACCCCCUGCUUCACCUUGCAGUACGCCGCGCCGGAGAUACUCAAAUACGACGGCUACGACGAGUCGUGCGAUCUCUGGAGUCUGGGGGUCAUUCUGUAUACCAUGCUGUCCGGCCAGGUGCCUUUCCAGUGUCAGGAGCAGAGCCUGACCCACACCAGUGCGGAGGAAAUCAUGAAGAAAAUCAAACAGGGGGACUUCUCCUUCGAGGGCGAGGCCUGGAGGAACGUGUCCCAGCAGGCCAAAGAUCUCAUCCGAGAGCUGCUGACUGUGGAUCCGAUCAAGAGGAUCAAGAUGUGCGGCCUCCGCUACAACGCCUGGCUGCAGGAUGACAGCCAGCUGUCUUCCAACCCGCUCAUGACCCCGGACAUCCUGGGCUCGUCCACCGUGUCCGUGCACACUUACGUCAAAGCCACCUUUAACGCUUUCAACAAAUGCAAGCGGGAGGGCUUCCGCCUGCAGACGGUGGACAAGGCGCCGCUCGCCAAACGGCGGAAGAUGAAGAAGACCAGCACCAGCACGGAGACGCGCAGCAGCUCCAGCGAGAGCACCCAAUCCUCGUCCUCCUCAUCCCAGUCCCAGGAGAAGAACUUUGCCGAGGGCGACGGCCACCUGCCGCCCGCCACGACCCCCGUCAGCACGCCCGCCGCCCUGGGGACGGACUCCGAGCACCAAGAGCCGCCCCCGCCCGCUUUUCACUUUUCUGACGGGAAGUGACGGAGGACCCGGACCUUCACGUUCACCUUCGAUCUUUUUUUAUUAAUUUUUUUUUGCAUGGAUGUCAUCCUGCACGUCUCUAAAGGCAAGCAUGCAGCAGGAGCGGCAACCUCAGUAUCCAAGCAACCUCCACUAGCAAUAGCUUGACAACACACACACACACACACACACACACACACACACACACACACACACACACACACACACACACACACACACACACACACACACACACACACACACACACACACACACACACACACACACACACA
Entelurus aequoreus (snake pipefish) is the source of this 2917-nucleotide messenger RNA. It is a transcript of the gene rps6ka5, whose product is annotated as ribosomal protein S6 kinase, polypeptide 5. NCBI's taxonomy places the organism in Eukaryota, Metazoa, Chordata, Actinopteri, Syngnathiformes, Syngnathidae. Gene Ontology annotation, biological process: protein phosphorylation; intracellular signal transduction; regulation of DNA-templated transcription. The record is from RefSeq and is a predicted model, not a curated record. Gene Ontology annotation, molecular function: ATP binding; magnesium ion binding; protein serine/threonine kinase activity. The coding region runs from base 222 to 2645 and encodes 807 amino acids. The transcript has 17 exons.